Molecule: messenger RNA, 900 nt
Organism: Humulus lupulus (European hop)
Lineage: Eukaryota; Viridiplantae; Streptophyta; Magnoliopsida; Rosales; Cannabaceae
Exons: 1
Coding region: 317-730 (137 amino acids)
Molecular function (GO): calcium ion binding
Source: RefSeq, a predicted model, not a curated record
CACUGACUUACCGAAAGCCCGUUAUGGUAUUGUAAGUCAAACCAUCAAAUUUGGUCAACUCUUCUAGGACCGCAAGCUUUAGCAAACAAAAACAACCGGCUCUCUAUUCGUGUAAAACAUUAUUUUAUUGUAAUAUGCAAUAACUUGUGGUUGAGGGUACUAAUUAGUGCCUCUAAACGCGCAUAUAUACAUAUGUAUAUAUAGUAGUGCCUCUAAACUCUGUUUUCAUCCUAAAACCAAAACAAACACUAGUUUCCUUUCCUGCUUCACUUUUAGUUCUUAAUUGGUACAAUACAUCAACCGCAAUAACAGAAAAAUGAGUGUAGAAGUAUUGGAUGCCACCACCAUUGUCAACUUUGUGGAAGAUGAAGAAGCAUUCCACAUGUUCAUCUGUGAUCGUUUUGCUGACCUUGAUACCAACCAUGAUGGUAUUCUUUCCUAUGCUGAGAUGUUAAAGGAGCUCAAGUCUUUAAGGGUGUUCGAAACUCAUUACGGCAUUGACGUCAAACCCGAGCCAGGUGAGCUUGCUCAGGUUUACAACUCGCUGUUUGAGCUGUUUGAUCACGACUCAAGCGGCACAAUCGAACUGGAAGAGUUUGAGGCAGAGACCAAGAGAAUGAUGCUGGCCAUGGCUAACGGGAUGGGAUUCUUGCCUGUUCAGAUGGUGUUGGAAGAAGACAGCUUCCUCAAGAAAGCUGUUGAACGUGAGACCAGUAAAGUGGUUGCUUAAUCUUAACUUUAAGCAUGUUUGCAAUCAGCCUGAUACAUUAACUAUAAUUGAGUUUGUUCGAGAGUUUAUAUGUUACUAAUUUUUUGUGUUCCUGUCUGUUGCUUCUCUUUUCUUUUCUUUUUCCGUUUAUUUUCUUUUUCGGGUGUAAUUUGAAUAAGCGAUUACAGCUA